Seminavis robusta is the source of this 2442-nucleotide messenger RNA. The record is from the annotation of a GenBank genome assembly. NCBI's taxonomy places the organism in Eukaryota, Bacillariophyta, Bacillariophyceae, Naviculales, Naviculaceae.
CACUUCGGGCAUGUACCAAUGUGACAAGUGCAGAUAGACGAGUCGAAAGGACAAGACCAAUGUGCCCAAGACCAUGACCCCCGAAGAGUCAAACGCCGCGACAUCGACACGAUUUUCUUCAAUGGCCGAGUAUGUGACCAUGGGCACCACGAAAAGCAUGGUCAAGAGUGUGAUUCCAAAUAGGAAAUUUCCCAUGCGACGAAUGUGUGGAAACAAGAGAUUCCAAGAUUCCAGAGCCGCCGCCAACAAGCAGUGAAGCUGUGGUGGUGAUUGUUGUUCUUCGCCGUCUCCUCCUGGUGCCCCAAAAAGCAAUGAUUGUUGCAUCGAAUCGUCGGCCACGCUGUGUUCGCUGGGAGCAUGGCUGUUGUUGCUGCUGCGAAUGACAGGAGUACUGGUCCCACUACUACUAGCGUGGAUAGUGACUCGUGGAGGGCUGCCUACAUCGUCGCUUGUAGCUGUAGUGGGAACUCGAUUGUAGCCAAUUCCUCCUCCACCUCCAAUUUGAGGACUAGACAUGGACAUCUUGGUCUCUUCUUCUUCUUUGCUGCUGCUGUGAUAGUGGCGCCGUGGUGAAUUGUCGAGAACCAAGUCUUCACGAUUCACCGUUGAUGGCUUAUUGAGUCUUGCCAGAUAGAUGAGUGAAGGAACCCUUUUCGAAGGCAGGUGUCGUCAAUCUCCUCCUCUUGUAUCAAUUCUCUCUGUCAAUGUAUAGCCAGGCAACAGACGCUUGAGGGAGGAAACACAAUGCCGACCUCCACCCAAACAAAGUUGAAAUAGGAUCUCUUGCAAAAGAUGGAGCGUUGACCACAAAUGCGCGGUGCAUGGUUGGAGUGGUUCGUGGAAAUGCAUGCAACAGAAACCUUUUUAGCCUCAAUUGUCUUUGAGUGCCGUCACGCAAAAUUUCAGUUGCGCCUUUGUCUUAGUGUUAGAGGUGAAGGAAUCUUUUCUGGCCGUUUUCUUGUCGAAAGAUCCACCGUUCACUGCCACAACCAUUGCUUCAAUGCCUACUAGCUAGCAUCCCGGUACGGAGUCGACCAUGGCAGAAACUAAGUCCAAGCCACCAUCGUCGGCAGCCCAGCAACUGCUGCAAAAGCUCCUGGAGUAUCAACAGUCUUCCAAGGACAGCAAUGACAAUUCGCAUCACAAGGAUUCUCCCUUGAUUCUGUUUCAAUACACCUGCCACAUUUCCCAACGACUGGCCGCUGCCACCCAAACACAGCAAACAGCCAAUACCACUACUAGCACUAUUACAUUUAGUCGCACUCGAGUGCAACAACAGCAAGAUAGACAACAUGCCAAGGUACAAGCCGAAGCAGAUCUGUACCGACGAGCGAGGUUACGGACGCCCGAUGAAAAUGCCAAACGAGCCAUAUGGGGUGGAGCCCUCUGGCUCGAAUACUUGACUCAAAGCUUGCUACAUGUACAACAACAACAACAAGCCACAGCUUCUACCAUGAUUUGGAUUUCCACUACGACACGACAAAUUCCAUCCUACGUUUUGAAUAGGAAAGAAGAAUCCCUCGUCAAAAUCAUGAGCUGUACGUCCAUCUAUCAAACGAGUGCCGAUGACAACACGGAUGAUGAUGAUGUUUCUACACAUCCACUGGCAGAUUUGUUAAGGCAAAUCAAACAACACUGCUCUUCUACUAAAACCCACUGCACAUCCAUUGUGAUUGAAUCCUUGACACCGUGGAUCCAGCUCUAUGGAUUCUCCACGGUCUACCAAUUCAUCCAGGCUCUUAUCAAGACAUCCUCCAACAGCUUGGUUUUCAUUCCAGUCUUGACAGAAACACUCUCCACAGCACAACAUCGACAAUUGGAAGACUUGUCCCAUACAUGUUUGUGGCUUUCCAAUCAUACUGGACAAGUUGACCUCCAUGUCUUGAGGCGGGGGAUUCGGGAACAGGACAAUCGCGUCCGGGAAAUAUGGGAGUUUGAAAUUGCGCCCGAUACCAAGAAUGACACUACUAAUAGUAGACCAUUUUCACUCCAUGUGGGAACAGCCAGUACCACUGACGAUGAACAAGAGGAUUCAGCAGCACCACCGGAUCAAGUCAAUCUGGUCCAAGCGAUGAAUCCGGCAUUGACCACCGAAGAGACGGCACCACGACCAGCCAUUGUGACAGAAGAUACUGCUCCCGCUCCAAUAAGUAGCUCUGUUCAAGAAGUUACCAAACGAGCCAAAAAGAUUUCGCUACAGUUUGAAGACGACAGCAAUGCUUCACAAACCAAACAGAAACCUGUUGUUACGCAACAACCAGCAGCUACGCCUCCUCCUGCCAAUGCCCCACGAAUCUUUUUGCAAGACGAUGACCCCGAGUACGAAGAUUACGACUCGGAUGAUCUGGAUGAUGACUUGGACAUAUAAUCGUAGUUGGAUGAAGCUUUGUGGUAUAGCAGUAGAAAAAACUAAACAAAAUUCUAGUUUGCCAUUACUCAGCU